Messenger RNA from Oncorhynchus kisutch (coho salmon), 4719 nucleotides. RefSeq lists its product as uncharacterized. Lineage: Eukaryota; Metazoa; Chordata; Actinopteri; Salmoniformes; Salmonidae. Gene Ontology annotation, biological process: regulation of transcription by RNA polymerase II. The record is from RefSeq and is a predicted model, not a curated record. The coding region runs from base 232 to 891 and encodes 219 amino acids. Gene Ontology annotation, molecular function: RNA polymerase II cis-regulatory region sequence-specific DNA binding; DNA-binding transcription factor activity, RNA polymerase II-specific. The transcript has 5 exons.
GUUCGUUGCCAAACCAUUGAAAAAGUGAACACGGAAGUGGACAGUGACCAAGACAAAUGUCCACGUUAGCGUUUAUAUUGUUAUUUAGCCAUAUAUUGACACCCUGGAACUCAGAAUAUGACUCAUUUAACUGCACACUAUCAUACUUACCCCUGGUAGUCUUUAAUUCGCGUUGUUUAAUUCCUGUUAUCUAGGUAACGCUAACUAUUUAGCUGCUAAUGCUAGCUAACUAUGAUUUUUCAUACUCAAAUAGCCUCCAUUAUGGAGGUGCUAGCGAAUGCAGCCGUGGCAGAGGUCUGUAAACUGGUAGACGACGACUAUGCAGUGUUUCGUUUGGAAAUAACUCAAAGCCAGAAAGAAAACAGUGCAUUGCAGAGGAAACUACAGCUUCUGGAACUGAAGAUGGCACGAGAGCGCGUCCUAGCCAGUCGUUCCAGUAGUGUCAAAAUCCUUGACCGAUACAGAGGAAUGGCAAGAGGUGAAGGACAUCUCACUGGAGGCAACAGGAGCUUUGUGAAGCCAACGGGACACAAUACAUGGAGAGAUGACCAACCAAUCACUGUUGAUGAGGGGAGUGGAACCUCAACUCAGCAUGUUAUCGUGAUAGAGUCUGCAAAUGCAGAAGCUGCAGGUCCUGGGGUCAAGCUGGAGAGGUCUGAAGGAGAUGAGGACCCACGACACAGCAGAGACAUCCAGACUGGAGCAGCGCAUGGAGUGGUGCCCCCUGUAGCCCCCGAGGACCUCACCACCGCUGCCAUGCCCCAGGCUAGGACCCGAUCCAGCAUCACGGAGGAGGAGGAGUGUCCAGAGGUGCUGCUGGUGAAGGAGGAGGGGGGUGAGGACGGUCUUGGUAACCAUGGUCAUGGAGGACAACCAGACUACACUUCCUGAACCCACAGAGGAACCAGUUGAGCAGCACAGGACCACAUACAGUCUCACUGAGUCAGUAGACAUGGAGGAUGGGAAGAUUGAUCUGUGGCUAGUCAAAGAGGAGACUAUAGAAGACAGACCAGAGAGUAUUGACCUGCUGAGUGGACUAAAGAUGGGGGAGCAAGGUAAGGGAGAAAUACAUAUAGCCUACAUACAGUAAUAUAUCUUAGUGAUAAGCCUGGCUAUUAUUUUUCUUCAUUCAUUCAUAAAAUGACAUUGACAUAAUAUACAACUUAAAGUAUGUUUAAAAACAAAAACACUCAAUGUAUGAACUUGACCAGAUAAUUGACACAACAUUUUUUUUAAAUUAAAAGUUCUCCACCAUGUUUUUUAAGUCUAACCUCUUCCUGCAAGUGGUUGGCUGGAGGAUAACAGAGGAGAAUGGGCAGCCUUCUUGGAUUCCCAGACUUGUGCAACGAAGGCCCCUGGGGAUUUUAUUUUUUUAUUUCACCUUUAUUUAACCAGGUAGGCCAGUUGAGAACAAGUUCUCAUUUACAACUGCGACCUGGCCAAGAUAAAGAAAAUCAGUGCGACAGAAGAAACAACACAGACUUACACAUAAACAAAUGUGCAGUCAAUAACACAAAAGAAAAAUAGAAAAAUCUAUGUACAGUGAGUGCAAAUGUAGAAGAUUAGGGAGGUAGGCAAUAAAUAGGCCCUAUAUGCGAAAAUAAUUUCAAUUUAGCAUUAAUACUGGAAUGAUAGAUGUUCAGAUGAUGAUGUGCAAGUAGAGAUACUGGGGUGCAAAAGAGCAAGAGGGUAAGUAAUACUAUGGGGAUGAGGUAGUCGGGUGUGCUAUUUACAGAUUGGCUGUGUACAGGUACAGUGAUCGGUAAGCUGCUCAGACAGCUGAUGCUUAAAGUUAGAGAGGGAAAUAUAAGACUCCAGCUUCAGAGAUUUUUGGUGACAUCAACAAGCAGGCCAGGACCAUAAGCGACAUAGAUGAAAACAACACUGUUAACCAGAAACAGACAGUCAAAACAACAACGAAACUUAGUCUUCAUGACAACAGACUGCCUGAGACCAGGGCGAUGCGUAGAUGUGGUUUGCGGGGACAGGGAGGUGUCCAUAUGAGAACAGACAGAGACUUGGCAUGCGAUUCCCCGGUCCUGCCCCUAUAGUCCUUAUUCAGAGAGACUGAUGACGCCUCAGGUUAACCCCCUAACAGGUGCUGCCUUCAGCCUGCCUUAUAUAGGAUCUAUCAACUGGAACAUGGACCCUGUUACAACACAGACACUCCCUGGCCUUCGUCCUCCUCACACUCUCCUUCUGUUAAACCAGACCUCAGACAAUGCCAGUGCCUCAACACUAAAUGGCAACACAAGCCCAUUGACAAAUGACAGUAGUAGUGACGCUAUCAGUAGAUCUGGUGGCAAAGAGAAGCGCUUCCCAUGUUCAUUCUGUGUGAAAGUCUUCAGUUUCCCCAAAUAGGUGGAGAUCCACCAGAGGAUGCACACAGGGUUGAAAAUCUUUCAGCUGCCGCCUGUGAGAAGAUGAUCUCCCACCAGCACCAGCUGAAGAUGCACCAGAAAGUCCAUAAGGGAGAGAGGCCGUUGCAUGUAUAGACAGUGGGGAAGAGGUUCUCAGAGAGGAACCUCUUCAGGAUACACCAGCAGAAAAUGCACACGGCCCAUGUAUAGUGAUAUGUAAUGUUGUACUUGUUAGUUUGUAGUUAAUUCUGUUGGUUUGGGAUGUAGUGGGGAACUGGAUGAGGUGAACUGAGGAAAGAAUGAGUAUGAUGAGGCAGAGUAGAUGAUAUGGUUGGUGUGAUGGUGUCUAAAAAUGCUUCACUGAUGAAAAGUGACAAUCUUGUCCAGUUGUUUGAUGCUGGUGUUUUAUAAUGAGGAAAUGAGUGCCUAUGUUUACUUGACAUUAAGUAGUGUGUUAUAAAUGUCAAUUUUAUCAAAAGUGAGGGUACCAGGUUUACAGAAAAGGUCAAGUGUUACCAUAGUGAGAAGUUAUUCUACGUAUUGUUUUGUGCAAUAAAAGUACUGUACUUCAUGUUAUGUGAGCAUAUGACCAUUUUGUUUAAAUACAUUUUUUCCUUAUCUCAGUCGAACCAAAACAUACUUCAUUUUUGAGUCAACACAUUGCCAUUAUUUUUUAUGAACUCCAAUGACUAUUGUUGGGUACUUGAAUCAGUGUUAGAGAUGGGCUUGACUGGUUAACGUUUUAUAAUAUGUUGUUUCUGUGUGUACAGCAGAGUUUCUUAUAUAAACCUUUUAUGUGCUUUUCUGUUCAGUCUGCAGUCCAUGAAGACCUGCUGAUAUCUGGUGUUGCUGGCGGGAGAGACUGGACCUCUGAAGCGGCUGGUCACAAACCCUGACCCCGGACCAGGACCCUGGAUCAGAAACCGUCCCUCUUCCUUCCUAAGUCACAACCAGGACCGAAACACGAGGGACAGAGACUCCACCACCACACAGAACACAACCGGUGGACUGAACAACCUCAGUCCUGGUGGUCAUCAGAGAGACUGUGGCCCCACCCUGGGCUUCAGCCUUCACAGAGACUGGUGGUAGUCUAUCAGCAAGUCUGUCUUCUCCGACAGGGUCUUGUUUAAUGCCUGGUGACUGGGUUCAUAGAAAGUCUGAAGCUGGACCUAUGUCUAGCCUUCCUCAGUUACCUCAUGGUUACCCCACCAAUACAGACAUGGUCAGGUUGCACGUUCACCAGAAGAGUUACAUAGUCUAUAACACAGCACACAAUCCAAACAACAUCCAGUCAAGGAGUGAGCUCAAAGACUAACCACCUGAACCACCUCUGGUGUUAUUGGGUCACAACAUGGGAGGCCGAGCAUUAGGACGGACGCCGACAAGCCGUAUGCCUGCCCCAUAUGUGGAAAGCGCUUCGCUGAGGCGAACUAUGUGAAGGACCACCAGACUGUUCACACCAAGGACAGGCCCUUCAAUUGUAAGCUGUGUUAAGGCGUCUGCAUGCUUCCCAGCCAAAACCGUUUGGAAGAGUUUGUGCAUAUAUUAUGAGGCGAGCCGAAGUCUACGCCCCUUUGUCAGUUACUGGUCAACAGUAGAGAUUCUUCAUUAAAGUCUUUGUCAUUCAACGAGAGACGACUAGUUGUGCACAUUUUUACAUUGAGAUAUACAGCACCAAACAUCUUAGCUGUGAAAUUGCGCAACUAAGAUCUCGGCAAAAGCGUCCAAUUUAAUGACAUAUUUCUUGAGUUAUCUUAGAUUAACACAGACUAUUUUGAGGAAGUGUAGACUGGCUACAGCAUUUCAAAAUGGACAAAUGGUACUAUUGCUGUUUUUUUUUUUUUUUUUUUUCAAGCUAAGGUUUUAAGGGAGCACACUUGUUCGGUUAGGCGCCACACGAACUGAAGAAUGCUGACGCCUUUACAAGAGCUUCUCCUUCGGGAGUAACCUUAUCUGACACAGGAGUGUCCACAAUGGGGAGACAUUGUAGCACUGUGGCUUGGGAUGUACACAGGGGUUUUCUGGGAACCAUUCUUUAGCUGACAUUAUUAUAGUUAUCAUAUGAAGUGUCUUGGGGUAAGAGGGUAAUUAACCACAUACCCCUCAUUAACCCUUAUUUACCUUACUGAGGUCAUUUCGAUGGAAUAAAGUAAUUAUAUUAUUUUGUACUGUAUUCUUGCCAACACACUGUUCUUUCUAAUCAAAUCUGCUCUGAGCUUGAAAAGUGGUGAUCAAAGGAGAUUUGAUGUAAGGUAAUAAGCUGUACCGUAAUUCAAAGAACAGUGCGCAAUACCUUUUUCAUUUAACCACACCUUUGAGCUAUGACGCCAACAAAUAAAAUGCUUUGUCUUCAGUGUAA